This is a messenger RNA of Spirometra erinaceieuropaei, 702 nucleotides long. The record is from the annotation of a GenBank genome assembly. Lineage: Eukaryota; Metazoa; Platyhelminthes; Cestoda; Diphyllobothriidea; Diphyllobothriidae.
AUGCGAAACAUCGAAGGCACUGGACGUGAAGCUCUCGAGGUAAGUGCAGAAUCAAAGUUUGCGCACUGAUGAUAACGACGGAACGUAAGAAUUUAUAGUCGAAAUGGCUUCUGUGUUAAAAUGGAUGGUUGGUAAAUACAAAAAAAUACCAAUAAAAGCAGGGCGGGAACGCACUUUCUAGGGAACGAUCAAACUACGCGCAUAACCUAAAUGGCGAGCUUAAACAAAUCGAAUACUAACGACAAAUUUCCGGAUAAAAGAAGCCACAAGUGGUGACAACUCCACACUGAACCGAAAAUUUAACCGGCAAUGGCCAAGGCAGUGCAACAAAACAGACAACUGCACAUGUAAUUUUAGAGAUAACCGAACACCCAAUCAUAUACGGCAACCCAGAUACACGAGUCUGCUUACACCAUCAAAAUGAACUAGCCUAUUGGAACAGCUGUGUGAUUCGAUGGUUGGAUUAAGCGCAGGUAAUUGUAUCCGCACCUUAAGGCAGCAUGUGGCAAUAUCUACAGUCUGGACUGCCAGCAGGAAAUCGUAUAUUUCCUGACCGAGCCUUUCGAUGAUGAUGAUGAUGAUGAUGAUGAUGAUGAUGAUGAUGAUGAUGAUGAUGAUGAUGAUGAUGAUGAUGAUGAUGAUGAUGAUGAUGAUGAUGUCGAAUUUUCGACAGUUGAAGAAUUUUCUUCCCCGAGACUUUGA